Exophiala xenobiotica is the source of this 879-nucleotide messenger RNA. RefSeq lists its product as uncharacterized. The transcript is spliced from 4 exons. The record is from RefSeq and is a predicted model, not a curated record. Bases 1 to 879 code for a protein of 292 amino acids. NCBI's taxonomy places the organism in Eukaryota, Fungi, Ascomycota, Eurotiomycetes, Chaetothyriales, Herpotrichiellaceae.
AUGAGUUCAGAAGGACUAGUGAGAAACAUCGUUGUCUUUGGAGCCGGCGGCACCAAUAUUGGCCACCACGUCGUAAAAGCACUCGCGGCCAAGCCCGAGUCGUUCAACGUCUCCAUCAUCGCUCGCAAAUCAACCAAGUCGACAUUCCCGGACGGUGUGGAAGUGCAGUACAUCAACGACGCCCUCCGGUACGAUGACCUCGUCAACGCCAUGCGAGGCGCCGACGCGGUGGUCUCGGCCGUCAAGCGCUUCCUACCCUCGGAAUAUGGCCUCAACAACACCCACCCUGCAGCCAGAGCGCUUUGUCCCCUCUUCGAUGCCAAGGGUCGGAUAGUCGAGAUUCUCAAAAGCAAGGAGCCAACCGGCCUCACGUGGACGGCUGUACCAACCGGGUUAUGGUUGGAUUGGGCACUCGAUCCAGCCAUCUGCUUCGCCGAUAUCAAUAUCAAAACGCACACAGCGACAAUCUGGGGUACAGGCGAGCACACCUUGUCGUGGAGUACCUUGCCCUGGGCCGCAGAGGGCAUUGCCCAGAUCCUACUCUCUCCUCCUUCCAAGACCGCCAAUAAAGUGCCGAUCCGUGCGUUUGAGGCGUCUCAGAACGACGUGCUCGCGGCACUCGAGAAGAUCCAGAGCGUCAAGUACGAGAUCACCAAGCACUUUGAUGCGGAAGAGGUGAUUGCAAAGGCGCAGGGCUCGUGGCACGAAAACAAGGAUAUGCCGUCUGCACUGUGGCUCGUCAAGGUUGGGAUGUUCCUUGAUGGGUACGGGAGUGAUCUGGUCCAUGAGGCAAUCGCACAAGUUGGGAAUGAGUAUUUGGAUCUGCCGGAGUUGGAGAUGGAAGCCGUGAUUGAGCAGGCGGUCAAGGUAUGGUCAUAA